AUGCCUGAGUACUACCCCGUAUACCUCAACCUGACCGGCAAGCGCUGCGUGAUAUUGGGCGGCGGAACCAUCGCCCAGGGCAAACUGGCAGCCCUGCGCGAUGCCGGGGCCGACAUCAAGCUAAUCAGCCCGCAGUGCACCGACGGCAUCAAGCGGGCCGCUCAGCGCGGACACAUCACGUUGGUCCAGCGGGCGUACCGGCCGGGGGAUCUGGACGGCGCCUUCAUCGCGGUGGCGGCCACCAACGUCUGGCACGUGAACCGGCAGAUCUACGAGGAAGCGGAAGCGCGCGGCGUUCUGCUCAACGUGGUGGACGACCCUGACCAGUGCACGUUCAUCGCCCCUUCGAUUGUCAGGCGGGACCCGAUCACGCUGGCGAUUUCCACGGGAGGAGCAAGCCCGGCCCUAGCCCGCAAGAUGCGGGAAACCCUUUCCGAAGACAAGGUACUGCAGUGGGCCGAGUUGGCGGAUGUGCUCGCCCGGGCGCGCAAGGUCAUCAAGGAGCAGCGAACCGUUAUCGACCCCACUCGGUGGCAGUGCGUCAUCACCGCAGACCUGCUGGCGAUGACCCGCAACGGGAAGGAUGACGAAGCGGUGGAACGGGUGCUGGCACAAUUGCUGGACGCCGAUCUUCCCGAAAUGUGCCCCGACCUGACGGCCUGCAAAGCCGGCGGGUGCGUCAAACGGGCCGCGCAGCGAGCAGCGGAGGCCGUGAGUUGA
This is a messenger RNA of Geodia barretti, 720 nucleotides long. The record is from the annotation of a GenBank genome assembly. Lineage: Eukaryota; Metazoa; Porifera; Demospongiae; Tetractinellida; Geodiidae.